UGGGUCAUCAUUAUCUGCACUCUUUUGGAACACGUUCGCCGGAGUCUUGAUUUGAGUUCAAGAAGUUCUGUGGUGGCAUAGCUAGUAUAUAUUUGCAUUAUUUUUAAAAGUCAUACAUUACAGAUAAACACAACUUUUUUUAGGCAUGCCUAUCACACCGGAAGGUCGAAAGAGUCCAAGCAGGGCAUUUUUUCAGUCUCCUAAUGUAAGAACACGAGUUCAAGAGAAAGAAGAACUUUCAGAUCUAAAUGAUCGUUUAGCAACAUACAUCGAUCGUAUGAGAUAUCUGGAGCACCAAAAUACCAAACUAUCUGCAGAAAUAUCGACCUCGAAAGAAAAUGUUUCUAGGGAAGUCGCAAAUGUUCGAAGCUUGUUUGAAACAGAACUUGCAGAAGCAAGAAAAUUAUUGGACGAUACUGCAAAGGAAAAGGCUUUGUUGCAGUUAGAAAAUAACAAGUUAACUGGUGUAGUUGAAGAUUUGCGUUCAAGGCUUGAAAAAGAGAGUGCUUUACGUUCUCGUGCUGAAGAUGAAUUAAAACGAAUUGAAAGACGAUUGCAUGAGAAAGAAUCUUUGUUAGUUGUAAUCACUAAGGAACGCAAAGAGCUUGAUCAGCAAGUAAAAGAUUUAGAAAAACAGUUAAAACAAUUACAAGAUGAAUUGGAGAAACAAAAAUCUGGAUUGGAAGAAGAGAUUAUUCGAAGAGUUGAUGCAGAAAACAGAGCACAAACCCUUCAAGAAGAAGCAGACUUUUACAAACAAGUUCAUGCAAAGGAGCUAAAUGAAUUGCGAAGUAAACAGGAAAUGAAAUUUACAAUGGAAACUGAUGGUGCUUCAGAUUAUGAUAAUUUACUACGUGACAAACUUCAAGAACUCCGUGAUGAAUUUGAAGAGGAAGCUGAGAAUGCUAGACAAGAGCUUGAAGAAGCAUACAAGCAAAAAUAUGAUGAACUCCGAAGCAUUAGUGAUAGAGAUCGCAGUCAUGUUACAAGGUUGAUUGAAAGAAAUAAUGAAAUCAAAACAGAACUGGAAAACCUUAAAUCAGAUUAUAGUGUGCUAGAAGCCAAGAAUACACAGUUGAUGAAAAGAAUUACUGAGUUGGAGAGUUUAAGAGCAAUGGACAAGGAUGACUUUAAACGUCAAUUACAAGAGCGUGAUUCAAGAAUUACAAGUCUAAGUGACAAGAUUGAUGAUUUAGAAAAAGAAUACGAAACACUUUAUGGCAUCAAAAUCGCUCUAGAUAUGGAAAUAGCUGCUUAUCGAAAGUUGCUUGAAGGGGAAGAACAGAGGUUGCACAUUUCCUCACCUACAGCAACACGUUCUGUGUCACGACGUGGGACAAAACGCUCUCGUCACGAAUACGAAGUACAACCUGUUGAGAGCAGUUCAUCAGGAGGGGUUGAAAUAGCUGAAUCUGAUACAGAAGGCAAAUUUAUCAAGCUUCACAACAAGAGUGAGACAGAUGAAGCAUUAGGAGGAUGGCACGUGCAACGAAUUGUUGAUGGUAAGGAAGACGAUGCAGUGGAAUACAAGUUUACACCUAAAUUUGUGUUAAAGGCUGGUCACAGUGUUACAAUUUGGAGUAACUCCACUGGUGUGAAAAGUAAAGCACCAACUGAUCUUGUAUUGAGAAGUGUCGACUGGCCUAUUGGAAAUUCUAUUGUGACUUCUGUUAUCAAUAAUGAAAGUGAGAUUGUGGCGAAGCAUACACUUGCGACUGUUGUAACUGAGGAGACGGGGCCAAAUAUAAGAAGAUCUAGAAAGCGACGAGCAGGUGCGGAGAGAGAAUCGUGUGCUGUGAUGUAAUUGUUGACUAGAAUGAAUAUUUUUACCAGCAGAUAUCCGAACAACGUACGAAACUGCUUCUGUAUUUUUUACAUUUAAGUUUUAACGCGUUAAUAAUAUUUUGUGGGUAGGAGAAACCGAAUAACCAAUUUUAAUUGUACAGAAUUUUAUCGGAAACGUUCAGACACAAGAGUUGAAUCAUUAAAGUCUAAGUGUUUUUUUGCACCUAUCGAUUUUUUCAGGUGGUUUUAAUACCUUCUUUUUUGUAGUUUAUAUUUACACGCUGUCCAUAUUGUAAACGUUUUUUAUUUUAUUUUAUUAUUUGUUUUCUCCUUUUGACUUCUAGUAUAUAUGUUACUUAGGAUUAUUAAUUCUAAUUUUACGUUAUGGAAGGCACGAUUCAAUAUAGACCGCUAAUUAAAAGCAAAAGUGUGAUAAAACAACUCUAUUUUCAUAUUGACGGUUUAUCAUGCAAAACAGAAUAUUGUAUAGAACAUGAUUUUAAAAAAUGCCUUCCAUUUA
This is a messenger RNA of Hydractinia symbiolongicarpus, 2305 nucleotides long. Its product is annotated as prelamin-A/C-like. Bases 146 to 1804 code for a protein of 552 amino acids. Lineage: Eukaryota; Metazoa; Cnidaria; Hydrozoa; Anthoathecata; Hydractiniidae. The transcript is spliced from 10 exons. The record is from RefSeq and is a predicted model, not a curated record.